AUGGCGCCUAUAGCGCUCGAAAACAAUGUCGAAGUAGGCGAGAGUCUUCCACCAGCAACCGAGCACGCCGUCAGUGUCUCACUGCCAACCUGGAGAGCAAAUGUGGGAUACGAAGAGGGUGAAGAAUGGGUCGUCAGCAAGAUGGUGACUGGUUACCCCAGAUUUUUCAUCCACAAGCUUAUCCAGCGAUUUGUAACUGCAAUAUUGGACAAGUAUGGGCAGGAGGGUGAAGGAGCCAUGCUAUUUCCAACACAUGCCACCGCCUCCAGAUGUCGAGACUUUCUACUGCGGCAAACUCCUGAUCUAGAUGUUACCCAAGUGCGGAUUCUCAACUUUGUUCCAGCUGCUGAGAAGGCUCGCACGGAGGAACUAUCAAUCAUUUCACCGAGAGUCUCGGCUGUAUCGUUUCCCCAGGCCCGAUUCAGUAUCGCGAAGCAGUUCUGGCAACACUCCGGAGACGGUGUGUCCAGUCGGAGAGCGGAAUACUGCUAUCAUUUGUUCACAAAGGGUGUACUCGUAGAAUCCUCUACCUUGAAACAGCCCUCUAGGGCCUGUAAAGGACCAAAGCGGUAUCGAAAAACGACAUCUAUUGAUCUUGGAGAGUCAGACAAUGAUACGGACGCGGCUGCUGAAGUUCAAGAUCCCACUCAAUUUGUUGAAGAACGCUUCGGAAGGAAUCUGGACCUUUCAAUGACCAAGAAUGCAAAGCUGGCGAUACGAAGACGUAUUGCGGGAUCGUUGACAGCAGAUGUUGCCUUAUCAGAGGCAUUGACUAUGGAGAAGGAUACCACCAUGACACGACAGGUCGCCGAUUUCUCUGAAGAUGACGUCUAUCUUUACCCGACUGGAAUGAGCUCAAUAUUCAACACUCACAGAAAUCUACUGAGGGUGAAAGGACCGCUAAAGGCCAUUGUCUUUGGUUUCCCGUACAUUGACACAUUAAAGAUCACUGAGAAGUUCGGAGUCGGCUCUCUCUUCUACGGCUUCGGCUCCAACGAAGAGCUUGACGAUCUCGAAAGGCGAUUAGAAGGCGGUGAGAGAUUCAUGGCUUUGUUCACAGAAUUCCCGGGGAACCCACUUCUCAGAUCCCCAGAUCUAGAAAGAAUACGAAGGCUAGCAGACCAAUACGAUUUCUACGUGGUUGUUGACGAAACGAUUGGCAAUUUCAUCAACGUUAACGUUCUCCCCUAUGCCGAUGUAGUUGUCAGCAGUCUCACAAAAGUUUUCAGUGGUGACAGUAAUGUCAUGGGUGGAGGUCUCGUCCUCAGUCCUAAAUCCAAGGACUACGCCCUUCUAAAACGCGCUUGGAAUGAAGACUACGAAGACAAUCACUGGGCAGAAGACAGCAUCUUCCUCGAGCGCAACAGCCGCGACUUUGUCUCCCGCAUCGACCGCAUCGGUACAAAUGCAGAAGCCAUCUGCGAAGUACUCUCCUCACACCCUCGCGUCAAGCAAGUAAACUACCCCAAGACCAGUCCUACACGUGUCAACUACGACAAGUGCCGUAAUCCCAAUGGCAACUAUGGUGGUCUACUUUCUGCGACGUUUUACACGAGGGAUGAUGCGAUUGCGUUCUUUGAUAACCUGGACACGGUCAAGGGACCAAGUUUGGGUACAAACUUUACACUUAGCUCGCCCUAUGUCAUUCUGGCGCAUUAUGGGGAGCUGGAUUGGUGUGCGAAGUGGGGAGUCGAAGCAGAUCUGAUACGGUUCAGUGUUGGACUCGAGGAGACGGCGAAGUUGGUGGAUACUUUCAGGAGAGCGCUGGACGCGCUGCCAUAG
Plenodomus lingam JN3 is the source of this 1782-nucleotide messenger RNA. RefSeq lists its product as uncharacterized. The record is from RefSeq and is a predicted model, not a curated record. Lineage: Eukaryota; Fungi; Ascomycota; Dothideomycetes; Pleosporales; Leptosphaeriaceae. Gene Ontology annotation, biological process: transsulfuration. Gene Ontology annotation, molecular function: pyridoxal phosphate binding; cystathionine gamma-synthase activity.